Molecule: messenger RNA, 963 nt
Organism: Alternaria arbusti
Lineage: Eukaryota; Fungi; Ascomycota; Dothideomycetes; Pleosporales; Pleosporaceae
Exons: 4
Coding region: 1-963 (320 amino acids)
Source: RefSeq, a predicted model, not a curated record
AUGGUCAAGAUCGCAAUUGCAGGUGGUGGCGGAAGUCUUGGACAGGAGGUCAUUGAUGUCCUAGUCGCUACCAAGAAGCAUGAUGUUACAAUCCUCUCGCGUCGAGACGCUCCGACCGAGAAGAGCGACUCCGCUGUAACCUGGGCCAAGACAAACUACUCCGUGGACGAACUCACAAACAUCUUGCAAGGCGUCAAUGUUGUCAUAUCGUUCUUCGCUCCAUCUAACGAUCAGGCUGAAGCUGAGAAAGCUCAGAAAGCUCUUAUCGAUGCGUCCAUCAAGGCUGGUGUAAAACGUUUCGCACCCAGCGAGUGGGUUACAAAGGGCGGGUAUGAGAACAUGGCCUCGUACGCCUACAAAGCAAAGACACGCCAGUACCUCGAGGACAUCAACAAGGAUGGAACAGUUCUUGAAUAUUGUCUAUUCCAACCUGGGCUCUUCUGCAAUUACCUCACUCUUCCUUAUCAAACCUCCAAACACAUCGUACCGAUUGAGAUGGUCUUUGACUUUCAAAACCGAAGAGCACUCAUACGAGACGGCGGCGAAGACGACCACAUAGCCUUCACGACGGUUCAAGAUGUUGCAAAUGUAGUUGCUCGCGCUGUUGAGUUCGAGGGCAAAUGGCCUGUUGAGGGUGGUAUGCGGGGUUCUAGGCUGUCUGUUCGCGAAGUCAUUGCUAUUGGAGAAAAGAUACGUGGAGGACGCUUUGAUGUUGAAGCACUGAAGAUGGAGGAUCUCCGAAGCGGAGACUAUACCAGCUCAUGGCUUCCCUUCCCUGGGCACCCUUCAAUCGCACCUGAAGAUAAGAAAGCGGCAGCGAAGAUGAUUACAUCUGGGAUGUUGACGAUGAUCGGAACACAAUCUUUUGAUUGCGGCGACGAGUGGAACCGUCUUCUGCCAGACUACAAGUUCACGGCUGCGGAGGAUUUCUGGGCGCAUGUAUGGAAAGAGGGUAAUUGGUAG